AUAUUGCACUGCUUGGUCAGGUGCUCUGCUAGGAUCCAUGCUAGGGUGCUGGUCUUGCUAGUCAGGUGCUAGAAGUUAGUACAUUGUAAAGACAGUUUUUCCCUCUAGUAGCUUACAGUCUAGAAGGGAAUAGAGGGAGGUCACACUUCGUAAUGAGAAUACCCUGAGAUAAUUGUUCAAAUGGAGAUUUUGUCUGAGUACUGUGGGAACAUGAGGAAAGGUGUGCCUGGGCAUUUCAGGGAAAGUUUCACAGCUAUUUCAGUAUUUGAGCUGAAAUUAGAAAGAUCAUUUGGUGUUUGCUUGGUGUGAGUGAGGUAGGGGUUAGAGAAGGGAAGAGCUUUCUGGGUAGAGACAGCAUGUUAGAGACAGAUAGAAAAGACUAGUGUUAAAUUCAGAGUACAUGUAACAGUUUUGCUGAAGUGUCAAGUGUGAGAGAGUGUCAGAAGGUAAGUAGGCAGAGACCAAGUUAUGAAAUCUCAUAGGCUGUAUGUGCAGUAGUUAAAUUUUACCCUGUGCUGUAGGGAAGCCAUUGAAAAAUUUGAGUUGGGGAGUGACACAGUAUGAUUUCCAUGUUAAGACGAUUAUUAUGUGGAUGAUGUGGAGGAGAGACGAGAGUUGAAGGGGUUUGAGACUAGGAGAAAGGCAGGAGGCUGGUAAAUGGCUGGCGCUGGUCAAGCGAGAAGGAGCAGUUUCACUGUUGGGGUUGAGGCUGAAGGUGAACUACAGUGAACUGAGGAGAGAACGUCUCUUGGAAGCCUGGCUGGGAAGGGAAGGAAUGCUGUGGGUUGGUAGCCAGAAGGGAGAUUCAGGAUCAGGGCUUUUAAAAAAUAUUUUUUGACCAGUAAUGACACUCAAGUUCGUAUGCUGAUUUGACAGAUCCAAUAGAAAGACUUGAAAAUACAAGAAAGAGUAAAUAAAGGGAAAAUUGGUGGAACAAGCCCCUGAGGAGGCAGGAAAAGAAGGGAUCCCAAAGACAAAGAGUUGGCUUAGCCUUGAAUAGGAAGAGAAAGUUGUGAGAUGAGGUCAUGGAAGCAAGGAUGCAGUCAUCCGUGAUGGCCUCAGUUUUCUCUAUGACUUGAGAGGUGGCAGCUGAGCACAAAUGACAGUAAUGAUGACACUGAAGAUGUUUCACUGUUUGAUGCGGAAGAGGAGACAACUAAUAGACCCACAAAAUCCAAAAUCAGACACCCAGUGGCAUCAUUUUUCCAUUUGUUCUUUCGAGUCAGUGCAAUUGUAGUCUAUCUUCUCUGUGAAUUGUUGAGCAGCAGCUUCAUUGCCUGUAUGGUGACAAUUAUCUUGUUGUUGUCAUGUGACUUUUGGGCUGUGAAGAAUGUCACAGGUAGACUAAUGGUUGGCCUGCGUUGGUGGAAUCAUAUCGAUGAAGAUGGAAAGAGCCAUUGGGUGUUUGAAUCCAGGAAGGCAUCAUCUCAAGAGAGCAAAACUGCUUCAGAGGCUGAAUCAAGAAUUUUUUGGUUAGGACUUAUUAUGUGUCCAGUGCUGUGGGUAAUAUUUGCCUUCAGUGCUCUUUUUUCCUUCAGAGUGAAAUGGUUGGCAGUGGUUAUCAUGGGCGUAGUGCUACAAGGUGCCAAUCUGUAUGGCUACAUCAGAUGUAAAGUAGGCAGCAGAAAGAAUUUAACCAGCAUGGCUACCUCUUACCUUGGAAAGCAGUUUUUAAGACAGAAUGCGGGAGAUGAUCAGACUUCCUAAGGAGAGAAAGCUCAUGUGUUCUGUUACACUGGGGAACAACUGAAAAACUUCCUGACUCUGAACCUUUCAGAGCUCAGUACAAGUUGCAUAGAGUAGUAUUGGGUUUGUUUUUCCAUUUACAAUUAUUAUUUUCAAAAAACAGUGGUUUUAUUUUCUUUCUGGCAGUUAAGGAUUGAAGGUAUGGUGUCACUAGAAGCCUUAUCACAAUGUACUUUGUGGUGUGCUUGUGCUUGCACACAGUCUUGUGAUAUCCAUAUAUCCCCAGUGAAUUAAAGUGCAUCUGUAAUGGAGACCUGUAUAUUUUCAUCCCUAGUUAUUUGUAGAAGGAUGUUCUUUGUCUUAAAGUUCUGUGUAUUUACAUAUUGUUUCUGUUGAUGAUUUUAAAAAGAAAAUUUGCUUCUGUGGAAGAGUAAGCACUUUGGUUUAUCUUUAUGUUAGAAAUAAUUUUAUCUGAAACAUACACAAACAAGUAAAAACCAAAUUUGGGCCAGUGGUGUUAACUGGUUUCUAAAAUUUUAUUUUCAUUUGUAACAAGUCAUAUACUGAAGGGUCAAUUCAUAUAAAUGGAAUCUUUAUAGCUUAUAUUAAUGGAUUCCUAGAGUUUGUUGCUGUUCUAUUUAUUUUAUGGAAAGGUUAGCCAGAUUUUACUUUCGAAUUUCCUGGAAGCUCUUCAGUGAUCCCUGGCCAAAUGAAAUCUAUCUUUCACCACUCAGUGAGUAUUAUUCUUAUGUCAUAGUGAGAAUAAUCAUUCAAAUACUUGGCAUAGUAAAUGCCUAAAGGACAUUUUGUUUUAUGAAUCUAUUUUUUCUUGCUAUAAUGGGAUAUUGUAAAUCAUGCAUUUGUAUUAAUGAUAUUUCUUAAAGCAAUAUAUUUAACUGUAAACUAAACCAGCCUGCACAAACUAUUGUAGGAAUCUAAAUUCUGUUGUAGGUACUGUACACGUGGGAGUGUUUUAAUCAGCAUAUUAUUUUGUGAUUGUAUUUAUACAUUGUUAAAAUUUUUUAAUUGAAUGUCUAUUGGAGUGGUAGCUUUGACGGUGCGUAACUUUAUAUUUGUAUAAAACAUGACUGUUUACAAACGCACUUGGACUUGUGUACUCUCAUUUAACCCUCACAACAGGCCUAUUAUAUGUGAUCUCUGCUUACAGGUGGUGAAGCUGAACCUCAGGUUUAUUGGCUGCCAAGGAAGCACAGAUUACAAGAGCCAUCAGGAUUUAGGAUGUUCUUAAAGGAAAUAUUUGUGUCUAAAUAUCUUUUCCUUUCUUAAAAAUAAAACAGUUACCAUCAAGUUUAUUCAGACUCAUGGCAAUCCCAUGUGUGUCAUAGUAGAACUGUGCUCCGUAAUGGCUGAUUUUCUGGAAGUAGGUCAUCAGGCCUUUCUUCCGAGGUGCCUUUGCAUGGAUUUGAACCGCCACCUUUUGGUUAGCAGCCAAGUGCAUUAACUGUGUCACCCAGCGAUAUUUAUAUACUUACUUAGGGAACAUUAAUUUAUUAAGUGCUUGUUUACAGUUUUACCUUAAUAUUUAGCUAUUUCAUCGAGUGAGAUUAGUUGAUACUAUACCAAAGACAUGUUUUUAUUUAUUCUGAAAGUCUGUCAGGGGACAUACUGGUAUAGUUCUUGAAGUAACUAUAUUGUGUAUUUAAACUUGCAAUCCUAAACCAAAUAUGAAUUGAAUUUAGGAAUAUGCAUGUGGCAGGAUCUGCCACUUUCCCCCCAGUAUCCAUUUUCUCCAUCUGUAGUAAUAGAACCUCCACUUAUUAACUGGAACAGAGCAGCCUGGAAUAAAGACGACUUUUCCUAGAUUUCCUUGCUGCAUAAGUUCCAGAGUGCAUCAUGUUGCAGAUGCAUAGCUAAGAUUGAGAUAGGUGAGAUUGUUUACUACGGGUUGCGUGUAGCAGAGACUGUAGUGCUCAUCAAAUACUGUUAGUUCCCCUACAUUGCCCAGUUCCCUGAAUUAGCGGGGGGCCAUGUGGCUAGUUCUAGCCAGUGAAAUGUGUCAGUUCUGGGGGAAGAAGGUGACCGUCUUCACAUGACAUCUCCAACCUUACCCUUCUGUGGCAGCUGGUGGCGUUUAAGAUUGUGGAACCUCUGUCAUCUUGGGUCCCUGGGUGACUUGUAAAGCAGAAUCUUAUUUCCUACUCCUGUUGGACAAAUAGCACAAGUGAGAGAGAAACCUUUGGCAAGCUAAGCCAGUUGACUUCCUGGUUAAUUUGUUUCUGUAACAUAAUAACCUAUUCUGACUACUGCAGUUUUGCAACUGGUAAAUGAUACUCAGCUUAAAAAAAAAAUCCUUGUUCAGUAAUCUUUCUAGUGCUUCAUACUAUUUCCUGUUGCAAGAAAAGAAAUUGAGAUUCCUUGCCCCUUAGUGCAGCGUUGCAAAUUUUGGUGGGGCCUAGAGAUGCUGUAAAUGGGUGACAUUAACCAAGGAAAACUCAACUAGGAGAUCCGCAUCCAAUCUAAGGGACCAGAAGCUUCUCACCUCCCACCAUGCAUUUGUUGCCAGGCCCCUGUCUUGCUAGAUCUUUCAGCUUUUCAAGAAAAAUAAAUCUGGAUGCUUAUAUGAAGUUUGAUCUUUAAAUGCUUGUAAAUUAAAUUUAAAAAGAAAACGUGCAAGGCCAAACUAAACAUUUGCAGGUCAAAUCCAGCUGUGGCUAACCGUUGCUGUUAGUGCAAUGAUAUUCAAAUGUUUUUAAACUAGUGGAACUCGUUCCUUCUAAUAAAGCCUUUUGUGAAGUCCUAGUAUCUAUAGUAAGGAAAGUAGAACUGUUCUGGUAGAAGCACGAUUGGGGGUCCUGAACGACCAGCUCAGCCCUGACCUCCAAGGAACCCCUGCCAGGAAAGUGAAACCAAAGUCUACUGAUUUUAAAGGGUACAUGCUAAAAUGGUAUGCAAAUAUACUUUCCAAAUAAAAUGUAAAUGUCUAAUUCUUGUAAGAAGAGUGGAAGCACUCCUUAAAGCGUUUAUAUUGUAAUUCUUACAAGAAAGGAGGAAACAGCAUUUCCUCAAGAAGUCAUAAUUUAGUGCCAAGAAAAAUUUAAUCUCAUUUUCCAGCUAGGAUUAAUUUUUUAAAAAAUUAAAAAGACACACAUAACCAGGAAAGCAAGUCACACAGAAGAGCUUACAAAGAAAAGAGUCCAUCCUACCCCCAAUUCUGUUCCCAGGAGCAAACAUCUUUAACUGUUUCUGUUUUUAUAUUUUCGGGUAGUUAACCCCCAUAUCUCUAAAUAAUGUGCUUACAGUGUUCCUUGGUUUAUCAACUUUAUAUGUUAACUGUUGACUUCUGCUAUGAAAACUGAACACUAAAAUACCCCCUACACCCCAUGUAGAGCAUUGCAGUGUUAAAGGUGCUACAUACACCUCUCUUUAUUCUGUAAGUUAUACCUGUUGACUUCUAUUAGUUAGGAAUUUGUUCAAUUACAAAUAACAGUGGUUUAAAAGCAAAUAAUAGUGGCUUAAACAAAAAAGCUUUUUUCUUUUCCCUCACACAGGAAGUCUGGAAGUAGACAGUUAGCUUGGUGUUGAUUCAGCUGCUCAACGAUUCCUUCCAGGACCCUGAUACUCCACCGUCCUCAGCUGGUUCUUGUCGCCAUGCUCAUUGCCUCAUGGUCACAAGAUGACUGCCACACCUGAAGAGGACACGUCGGGUUUUAAAGGAAAGAAUAAGAAACCCCAGUUGCGUUUGUUUAAUUUUUUUUUCAGGAAAGCAGAUGCUUUCUUGAAAUCACAGGAGACUUUUGCUGCUUCUAUUUAUGUCUCAUUGGCCAAAGUGGUG
Molecule: messenger RNA, 5479 nt
Organism: Trichechus manatus latirostris (Florida manatee)
Lineage: Eukaryota; Metazoa; Chordata; Mammalia; Sirenia; Trichechidae
Gene: TVP23C
Product: trans-golgi network vesicle protein 23 homolog C
Exons: 7
Coding region: 1282-1707 (141 amino acids)
Biological process (GO): vesicle-mediated transport; protein secretion
Cellular component (GO): Golgi membrane
Source: RefSeq, a predicted model, not a curated record